AUGGAGUGCUGCUGCAUCAUCGCUAAGUUCGGCUUUACGGCAUCGUCAACUUAUUUUGUCGCUGCACAUUGCUGUCGCCAUAUGCACAUCCUUGCGGUCGCUGUAGAUGGCGCUGCAUUUGUCGAGGAGGUCUUUCGCGGCGGUGGCCAUGGAGUGCACGCUUAUAUCGCGGAUAUCGAAGAUGAGGGAGCUGUUGAGGCCCUAUUCGCAAGCCGAGGCUUGAAAUUGCCUGUGGUCAUCGCGCGUGAGCCCAUGGUGGAAAUUUCCAGGAGCGAGAAUAGCAGGAGAGCCAGGUGGGCAGGCUUUUGGACCGUAGUCGAUGCAAAAGAGGAGGAUGAAGAUGUGGGUGAGAAGAAGGUCGACAGGUGCCAGCAGCUACGGUCAUUGCAUUCUUCACCUGGCAUGGCUUUGAUAGAGAUUUCGAAAGAUGUUGGCGUUUGGCCUAGCGCUUCGAACAAAGUGGUUGAUGCUUUGAGUUCUUUCGCUGUUACCUCACUUUAG
Molecule: messenger RNA, 501 nt
Organism: Mytilinidion resinicola
Lineage: Eukaryota; Fungi; Ascomycota; Dothideomycetes; Mytilinidiales; Mytilinidiaceae
Exons: 1
Coding region: 1-501 (166 amino acids)
Source: RefSeq, a predicted model, not a curated record